Phodopus roborovskii (desert hamster) is the source of this 1987-nucleotide messenger RNA. RefSeq names its product LSM family member 14B (gene Lsm14b). NCBI's taxonomy places the organism in Eukaryota, Metazoa, Chordata, Mammalia, Rodentia, Cricetidae. Gene Ontology annotation, molecular function: mRNA binding. Bases 217 to 1491 code for a protein of 424 amino acids. The transcript has 10 exons. The record is from RefSeq and is a predicted model, not a curated record.
CCCCCGCUCCCCUCAGACUCGGGCUGCGCGCCUCGCUCCGCUCCGCUCCGCUCCGCGUCCGGCUCGCUCGCGGCCCGCAGGCCCCUAGGCGCGGCAGGAGGCGCCUCGGCGGCGGUGCAGAGCUGCGCAGGAGUGGGCGGCCAGGCGACCGCGCGGCGGCGGAGCGGGCGGGGCUCGGCGCUGGUCCCCCGCGCCUGGCGCGCCCCGGCCGCCGCCAUGAGCGGCUCGUCCGGCACCCCGUAUCUGGGCAGCAAGAUCAGCCUCAUCUCUAAGGCGCAGAUCCGCUACGAGGGCAUCCUCUACACCAUCGACACCGACAAUUCCACCGUGGCGCUCGCCAAAGUGAGGUCAUUUGGUACUGAAGACCGUCCCACAGAUAGGCCUGCUCCCCCAAGAGAGGAAAUUUAUGAGUACAUCAUUUUCCGGGGAAGUGAUAUCAAAGAUAUUACUGUGUGUGAACCUCCAAAAGCUCAGCACACACUCCCUCAGGAUCCUGCUAUUGUUCAGUCCUCCCUGGGCUCUGCCUCCGCCUCGCCCUUCCAGCCGCAUGUGCCUUACAGCCCCUUCAGAGGGAUGCCACCGUAUGGCCAGCUGGCAGCCAGCUCCCUGCUCAGCCAGCAGUAUGCUGCUUCCUUAGGUCUAGAGAAGUUGGUAAGCCCUCCAGCCUCAGCCGCUGCUUCCAGCCCUAGUUCCUCUCCAUCUCCACAGCCUGUUUCAGAGCUUGACAUGUCCUCAGAGCCACCUCAGCUCACUUCCAAGGGAGCUGGUUUUCCAUCUACCCCAGUCAGCAAGAGCCCCAUGGUGGAGCAGGCUGUCCAGACUAGUUCUGCUGAUAACUUGAAUGCUAAGAAACUGUUACCCAGCAAGGUCACCUCGGGGACACAGCUCAAUGGUCGCCAGGCACAGCCAAGCAGCAAGACUGCCAGCGAUGUAGUCCAGCCGGCACCUGUGCACACACAAGGGCAGGUGAAUGACGAGAACAGAAGACCUCCACGGAGGCGGUCAGGCAAUCGGCGAACAAGAAAUCGCUCCAGAGGGCAAAACCGUCCAACUAAUGUUAAGGAAAACACAAUCAAGUUUGAAGGUGACUUUGAUUUUGAGAGUGCAAAUGCCCAGUUCAACCGAGAAGAGCUUGAUAAAGAAUUUAAGAAGAAACUGAAUUUUAAAGAUGACAAGGCUGAGAAGGGAGAAGAGAAGGACCCAGCUGUGAUGACCCAGAGCGAAGAAACUCCGGCUGAGGAAGAUCUUCUGGGGCCCAACUGUUACUAUGACAAGUCCAAGUCUUUCUUUGACAACAUUUCUUCUGAACUCAAAACAAGUUCUAGGCGGACAACAUGGGCCGAAGAGAGAAAGCUGAACACCGAGACCUUCGGGGUAUCUGGGAGGUUCCUUCGUGGCCGCAGUUCACGGGGUGGAUUCCGAGGAGGUAGAGGCAGUGGGUCGACACGGCGCAACCCCACGUCCCACCGAGCUGGGACUGGCCGGGUGUGAGGGUGCAGUUCAAGGUUCUGAAGAUAAAGACCCAAGGAAACGCUACACUCACCGAGAGACGUGAUCUUGUUUACCAAGUCUGGACACCCUCAUACUACUUGGCUUUGGGGACUCAACCUAAACUUGGAUGUGGUCUGAUUAGAACCACUUGUUUUGGGGGAAGUAUUUGUAGGUGAUCUCAUGAAGGUAUCUUGACCUACAUUUUCUUCUUGGUUGCACACAGCCUAAUUGUAAGGUUUUGGUAUUUUGCAAAAAGGUUUCUAUAGGCAAAGGCUCAGUCCUCACUUUGUAACUUUUUUUUUUUUUAAUGACAGCUUUGACUCUGAAAAUGGAACCAAAUUUUAUUUGGCACAGUGUGGUGUCCAAAUGUGUCUCUGCAACCCAUCUGGCCCCUGGUGCUGCUGGCCUGGUACCCCAUCUGCUAACAGUGGGAAGUCUCAGGAUCCAGGCAGGGCCAGCACAGGGUGAUCCAGUCAUAGGGGUGGGAGGGUCAAGG